CCCAACAAUAAAUCUAAGACAAACAAACAACUCCUACUCACCUACUGACCGCCAUUAACGAACCAGACUCCUCAAAUGGCGCUUUUCAUCUACUCAUCGCCGCGCCUUCUUUCCUACUCACCUCUCGUUCACACCCUAUCCAGAUCAGCGCCGCCGCCCGCUUCCAUAAUUAGAAGCUUCUCCGCCGCCGACGACCCAUCUGAGCCUUCUUCCUCUAGCAGCAAAUCAGCAUCAUCUGGCCAAGGAUUUGGGUCGUCUUCCUCGAUUUCAUCUGCCAAACCUAAGCAGAAAGGAAAAGGGGGAGAGAGGGAAUCGAUAAUUCGUCGGUCUCCGGUUGAAAACCCUCGGUUUGUUUCCCGGCAGGAAGAAGUUCAGGCGGAGGAGAUGUUAAAAAAUGAGAGUGCUUUCCUUCUGGGUUGGUUAGGACUUGGCGGAAUUAUACUUGUUGAAGGACUUACUCUUGCUACAUCUGGAUUUCUACCAGAGGAGUGGGAUAAGCUCAUUGUGAAGUACCUUUACCCAUUAUUUACACCCACUGUUUUCUUGUUUGUUGCUGGAACUGUUUCUUAUGGAGUCUUGAAGUAUCUGCAGAAUGAAAAUCUGAAAAAGUUGAAAUGAAUGAUUGAAACGAUUCUUGUAUAAGGGCAUUUGUGAGUAAUGUGACAAAUUCUUCAUGCUUAGAUUUCUGAUAUCGAUUUGGUGGUGCAAUAGUAAGCUUUGUUAUCAUUGUAAAUAGCUGAUAAUGAGAUGUUCAAGUUCUUGAA
Messenger RNA from Impatiens glandulifera, 764 nucleotides. Its product is annotated as protein LPA2. The record is from RefSeq and is a predicted model, not a curated record. The transcript has 2 exons. NCBI's taxonomy places the organism in Eukaryota, Viridiplantae, Streptophyta, Magnoliopsida, Ericales, Balsaminaceae. Bases 76 to 618 code for a protein of 180 amino acids. Gene Ontology annotation, cellular component: chloroplast.